Molecule: messenger RNA, 2122 nt
Organism: Coturnix japonica (Japanese quail)
Lineage: Eukaryota; Metazoa; Chordata; Aves; Galliformes; Phasianidae
Gene: TACR3
Product: tachykinin receptor 3
Biological process (GO): G protein-coupled receptor signaling pathway; positive regulation of flagellated sperm motility
Cellular component (GO): plasma membrane; sperm midpiece
Molecular function (GO): tachykinin receptor activity
Source: RefSeq, a predicted model, not a curated record
GCUUAUCACUCCACUCCCUUCAUGACGCUGACAGCUCAUAAGCCUAUAAAACGUGCCUUAGCUCCCAGUCCCAUUCUCGUUCAGCAAAACCAAAAGCAAGAGUGGCUGCACAGAAGAGGAAUGAGACUCUUUACCCAUAGAUGGCUCUUCUGAUUUAGCUAGUACAGCAUUUCUAACAGUUUGAACAGCACAGCCAAAGCUUUCUCUGACAGCUCUCUCCCUCCCAGUUCUUGCUGUGCUGCCUAACUUCCUUUUUUCCUUCUUUCCUCUCCUUAUCUUUCUGGGGGGAUUCUGGAGGGUAGGGAGAGGGAGGUGGGAGAGAUAUUCCCUGAAGAAAGGAAAAGAACAUCCAAGAUGAAUUCUGUCUCCACAGCCAACUGGAAUGAAAGCUUGAGCAGCAGGUGGAAUAUGAGCCUUGCUGCAGCAAGUGACCCCUGGGGACAGGCACUGGGAGCCCCAGCUGGAAAUGCUUCUACCCCUGUUGCAACCAACUUCUCCAACCAGUUUGUGCAGCCGUCCUGGCGCAUCGCCUUGUGGUCUCUGGCAUAUGGUGGUGUGGUGGCAGUGGCCAUUUUUGGAAAUCUCAUUGUCAUCUGGAUCAUCCUGGCUCAUAAGCGCAUGAGGACUGUGACCAAUUACUUCCUGGUGAACCUGGCCUUCUCUGAUGCCUCCAUGGCUGCUUUCAAUACUCUCAUCAACUUCAUCUAUGCACUGCACAGCGAGUGGUAUUUUGGAGAGGCUUACUGCCGUUUCCACAACUUCUUCCCCAUCACAGCCGUCUUCGCCAGCAUCUACUCCAUGACAGCGAUUGCUGUUGACAGGUACAUGGCCAUUAUUGAUCCCUUGAAACCCAGGCUCUCUGCAACUGCUACCAAGGUGGUCAUUGGGGGAAUAUGGAUUUUGGCUUUCCUGUUGGCCUUUCCCCAGUGCCUCUACUCUAUAACCAAGGUGAUGCCUGGGAGAACUCUUUGCUAUGUAGCAUGGCCAGGCGGUCCAAAACAGCAUUUUCUGUAUCACGUCAUUGUGAUUGUGCUGGUCUACUGUUUUCCACUGCUUGUCAUGGGAAUCACUUAUUCUGUAGUGGGAAUUACCCUCUGGGGAGGAGAAAUACCAGGUGACACAUCGGACAAAUAUCACGAGCAGCUCAAAGCUAAGAGAAAGGUGGUAAAAAUGAUGAUUGUGGUUGUGAUGACAUUUGCCAUCUGCUGGCUGCCCUACCACACUUACUUUAUAGUUACUGGGAUCUAUCAACAACUAAAUCGGUGGAAAUACAUUCAGCAAAUCUAUUUGGCGAGUUUUUGGCUUGCCAUGAGUUCUACCAUGUACAAUCCCAUUAUCUACUGCUGCCUUAAUAAGAGGUUCCGAGCUGGCUUCAAGAGAGCUUUCCGCUGGUGUCCCUUCAUUGAGUUGUCCAGCCAUGAUGAACUAGAGCUCAAGGCUGCCAGGUUUCAUCCCACUCAGCAAAGCAGUCUAUAUGCUGUGUCCAGAAUGGAGUCCAGCAUAACAGUAGUGCUUGACACCAAUGAUGGAGACAACUCCCAUCCCAGUCGCAAGAAAAAAGCAGCUCCAAGGAAUGCGAGUUUCAAUGGCUGCUCACGGAGGAAUUCGAAGGCUGUCUCCACAGCCUCAAGUUUCACCAGUUCACUGUACACAGCGGGAGAUGAUUACUCCUAAGCUCCUUUCUUGGUGACAUUUGCAAGAAAGGCAGCACUGGACAUGCAAGACUCAACGCUCUACUUCCAUAUCUAUGGAAGUAGGUACAAACUCCACAGGAAAACAAAUGUAUUACAACUGGUGAAUCUCAGCUAUAAAUAUCAUGAAACUGUUAAAUAUCACCUUCCUUUGUGCUUUGGAGAGAAAGAUGAACUUGAAGACAUACUUACUCAUUAGUCCAAAAGCACGGUUACACCUCAUAUACAGCACUGUUUGUAAGGACUGCCUAAAACAAGCUAAAGGCACAAAACCCACUGUUUUCAGCUCCUGACCUCUGAUAUUUACUGAAAUGUAACAGGUUCCUUCAUUUACUGAACUUCAGGUGGUCUUCUGUCUCGUGUAUUAAUUUGACAAUAACAAAGUUGUAAGACCUAAAAUAUUUCUUUACAAUAAAGAUUUAAUGGGACAC